Didymodactylos carnosus is the source of this 2733-nucleotide messenger RNA. The record is from the annotation of a GenBank genome assembly. NCBI's taxonomy places the organism in Eukaryota, Metazoa, Rotifera, Eurotatoria, Philodinida, Philodinidae.
AUGCUCAUAAAUAAAAACGAAAAUUUAACUGUUCUAUGGUUUGAUGAUAAAAUAGAUAUUGAAAUAAAAAAUAAAUUAGAACAUUUACACGAUCAUUGUAUAGUAUGUUCAACGAUAUCUGACUUAUUAGAAUCAAUUAAUAGAAUUCAAAACCAUAAACUAAUUUUAAUUGUAUCUAAUCUAAACUUUUUUAUUUUCCCAACAAAUCGAUUAAUUGUAUCUGGUCAAUAUUCUUGUGAAACAUUAUCACUUGUACAUGAUAAUGAAAACAUUCAUUCAAUUCAUAUUUUUUGUAGUGAUAAACAACUAUAUCAAGAUUUAUUGUAUAAUAAAAAAUAUCCGAAACUGAUCAAUAUUUAUACUGAGUAUACGUCUUUGUUUACUGCGUUAGAGAAAAACAUACGUUCAAUACUUAGACAACUAUCGUUAUUCAAAUUAUCUGAUAUGAACAAUAAAACUAUCCGCGAUCUAGAACAAGACUCUGCUGAUUAUUUAUGGUAUCAAUUGUUACGAGAUACUAUGCAGAAAUUUAAAACAGACACAUCGAAACAGGAUAUGUAUUGUCGUUCAUAUUAUCAAGGAGAUGGCGUUAGUUUAAAAGCGGUUGAUAACUUUCACCAGUCGUACGACUCAACACAAACCAUCCGAUGGUAUACAAAGAAUUUUUUUCCAUUUAAAUUUGUUAAUCAUGCACUACGAACAGAAGAUAUAGAUGCCUUAUAUAAUUUACGAUUUUUUAUUGUUGAUUUAUGUAAAAGUUUGAAACUGUUAUUCGACGAAAACUAUGAACUUUAUCAGGAAAUAUGGAAAACAUUUGAUGUUUACCGUGGAUUAACGUUACCUCAGAAAGACAUAGAACAAAUAAAGCAAUCUAUUGGUAGAUAUGUCUCGACAAACGGUUUUCUAUCCACCAGUCGAUCACGAGAAGUUGCAAAAAUAUUUGCUGCAAACGUUUUAUUCCACAUCAAAAUCGAUACUUCGUUACAAAAUAUAAUUUAUGCCGACAUUUCGCACUUGAGUGUGAUGCCAGAUGAAGAAGAGGUUUUAUUUGAUUUAGGUACAACAUUUCAAAUUACUGCUGUAGACUAUAAUGACAACAUGUGGAUUGUAUCUUUGGUCACUAUGGCUAACAUUACAAGUUUGGAAAAUGAUUUUAUCCAAACAGAACGCAGAGCCAAGCUCAUCGAUCUGGAUGCUGGGGAUAUCAGGGCUGACUCUCUUUUUGGCAUAUUUAUGUUGGAAUUGGGCUAUUAUACAAAGUCAAUUGAAUUUUUUCAGAAUUUACUAAAAAGAAGAACAACUAACUGGGACAAAUAUAUGGUUUUGAUGCUGUUAGCUGAGGCUUACAAUCGAAACAAACAGUUUGAUUUAGCAUUAGAUCAUGCCUUAGAAUCAUAUCACAUCGGUCUCAAUCUCAUGAAAGAAGAUUGUGAUUAUUGUGUGUCGCCAUACACUGAUUUAAAUGCUAUUGGAGCAAUUUAUACAAAUAGAAAACAAUAUGAUAUUGCAAUACAACACUUUGAACAAGCGCUUGUAAAUAUUGAUAUCUAUAAUCUUAAAAUAAUAGCAGAACUUCAUAAAAAUAUCGCAAUUGCUUAUUUUCAACAAGAGAAUUAUUCAUAUGCAUUGAAACAUUGUCAACAAUCGUUAGAAAUUUGGAAUGAAUUUUUACCAUCAAAUACUUUUCAUAUAGCUCAAACGCAUCAUAUUCUAGGUGAAAUCUACUAUAAAAUCGAAAAUAAUUCGUUGGCCGUUGGACAUAUACAGAAAGCGUUCUUACUAAUGAAAAAAAUUUAUCCGGAAAAUCAUCCAGACAGUGUAAGACUGUAUGAACGACUCCUUCAUCUUUACUACAACGCAGACCAGUACGAUUUAUGUAUUGAAUUUUGUGAAAAAGAAUUACAACAUAAACUGAUUACAAAAUUAUCUGAUUAUGGCACGAUUAUUAAUUUGUACAAUACACUUGGUUAUAGUUAUUAUCACAAAGAAGACUAUGAAAGGGCAAUCGAAACUUAUACAAAAUCAUUGAAAUUAACGGAUGAAAUUUUGCUUGACAAUACAGAAUUAGUUGCACAUGUACAUCACCGGAUUGGAUUAUGCCACUCUCAGGUCGACCAAUAUGACUGUGCGUUGAAACAUUACAGCAGAUCACUCGACCUGCUUAACGACUAUGUGGCUGAUGAAGAUAUUUUCGAUGAGAUUAUUGCACUUGACGACGAUAUUGCUUUUGUAUACGAGAUGAAAACGGAAUAUCCUUUGGCUAUUGAAUACUAUAUAAAAGCAUUGUCAAGAAUCGAAACAUUGGAUCAAGAAAAGUAUAAAGUUAUACGAGCACGCUUAUAUUCUAAGGUGGGAACAUUGUACAGUGAGAACGAAGAGUGGAGUCUUGCUUUACAAUAUUAUAAGAAAGCGUUAGGAAUACAGGAGAUAAUAGUACAUCAGGACGAAUUGAAAAUUGCAAACUUAAACACUGAAGUUGGAAACUGUUACGAAGAAAAACAAAAACAUAUUUUAGCCAUAAAAUAUUAUAAAAAGUCAUUAGAAGUUUACAAAAAUAAUGUAUCGGCAGACAAUUUAUCUAAAAUUGUUGAAAUACACAAGCGUCUAGGACAUUGUUUUGGUGAAAUUGGAACAAAAUUUUCUUUUCUUCUUUUUCAAAGUUUUAUGUUUUUCUUCAUUCUAUUCAUUUCUCUUUAUUGCGUUGAAUACCCAGGUCAAAGGAUCUUACUGUAA